Molecule: messenger RNA, 735 nt
Organism: Stegastes partitus (bicolor damselfish)
Lineage: Eukaryota; Metazoa; Chordata; Actinopteri; Pomacentridae
Gene: klhdc8b
Product: kelch domain containing 8B
Exons: 5
Coding region: 1-735 (244 amino acids)
Biological process (GO): mitotic nuclear division; mitotic cytokinetic process; nuclear chromosome segregation
Cellular component (GO): cellularization cleavage furrow; midbody; intercellular bridge
Molecular function (GO): protein binding
Source: RefSeq, a predicted model, not a curated record
AUGGCGGACAGCGUGACCCCAAGCCCCGUGAAAACUCAACUUGUAGACGGGAAGGUGUACGCGCUGGGCGGUAUGGGCGCCGACACGACGCCUCAGGCUCUGGUCAGAGUGUACGAGGCCGAGAAGGACCAGUGGCAGCCGAUGGCCUCCAUGCCGACGCCGCGGUACGGAGCCACGCCCUUCGUCAGAGGAAACAAGAUCUACAUCAUGGGCGGUCGUCAGGGAAAGAUGCCGGUGACGGCGCUGGAGGCGUUCGACCUGGAGACCAAGAGCUGGACGCGCUACCCCUGCAUCCCCAGCCGGAGGGCCUUCUCCUGCUGCGCCUCCAACGAGCGCAGCCUCUUCAGCCUGGGGGGCCUCCAGCAGCCGGGGCCCCACAACUUCUACUCCAGACCUCACUUCGUCAGCACCAUGGAGGAGUACGACCUGGAUCAAGGCAUUUGGAUCAAACCGUCCCGAACGUCCAGGAUGAGGGAGAAGAGGGCCGACUUCGUGGCCGGAUGUCUGGGUGGAAGAGUCAUCGUCGCCGGCGGUUUAGGUAACGAGCCGUCGCCGCUGGGCACCGUGGAGAGCUACAACCCGGUGAAGCGGCGCUGGGAGUACGUGGCGCCGAUGCCCACGGCCCGCUGCUCCUCGGCCCUCCUGCAGACCGCCGGCAUGCUGUUUGUGAUCGGCGGCGUCGCCCAGGGACCCAGCAACGCCGUGGAGGCCCUCUGCCUGCAGGAAACCGUGUGA